AUGAGCUUGGGCCCCAUGGCUGGCAGUUCAGCGGAACACCUCCCCGUUAACCCCGCUCAAACCCGCUCAAGGGUGAGGCAGCAUUGGACCCGACAAAUGAAUAUAGGUCUCAUCAAUGCUUACUACGAAAUAACAGAAGGAGAAACAAAAACGAAGAAAUAUGCAGACCAACUUGCAGAACGAUGGCGGAAUAUAUACCCUGACAAAUUGUUCACAGGAAUACAUCUCAUAGCGCAGAUCAGGAACAUCAAGACGCGAAAAUUGUUGGCACCGGAUGAACUAGAAGCUCUCAAGACUAGGGCAAUGGAUUGCUCGCCGGCAGCAAAUAUCCGAAACAUCAGGAGAAGCCUACAGAGGAGAAGUUCCAUAAGACCACAACAAAUAAGAUACGAAGAAGGCGACGAGACAGGUCAGAUAAUGGAACUGGGAAUACUGGAUGAAGUUGCUAAAGAUAUACUCCCUCUUUUCCAAGAAAUUAGGCUCAAAUGGGAGGGCACGGCUUUUGGGGUUAGACCUAGAAUAUCUAGACUGAAGAAUAAUCCAGAAACAAGGAACCUGGUACAGCUCCUCGAUGCCGCCUUGAAAGAUACGAUCCAGGCAUCAACUAGUCUAGAAGAACUAUGCCAUGUUGUCUACAGCGCGGCGAUCACAGCUAACACCAUCCAGCAGACAGCAUCAAAAAUAGGACAACGAGGAAACAACCUGCAAGAAAAACCCCCAUGGGAGAAGAGAUUGGAGGGAAAAAUCGAGAGAUUCAGAAAGGAAAUAGGAAUUUUGCAUGCAUUCCUGAGUUCCCAGAGACCAAGCAAGCAUUUGGAGAAAAAGGUACGGGAAUAUUCCGGAAGAGCUGGACUGAAAAGAAAAGAAACCGAUUACCGCAUGAAACUUAAAACUCAUUUGGAGAUGUUGAAACAGAAGAUCGCUGCAGUGGGCAACAGAAUAAGGAGAUACCAUAAGAGAACCCUUAGAUUCCGGCAGAAUAAUCCCUUCUCCAACAACCAAAAGGAAUUUUACAGAGGUCUCGAAAUGGAAAAGGCAGGAAGAACGGAUCCACCAACAUCUGGAGAGAUGGCUGAGUACUGGUCUAAAGUGUGGUCUCGGAGCACCAGUCACAACGAGAAUGCCGCCUGGAUUAAGGCCGAGGAAGAACAACAAAGCGAUCUCCAGGAAAUGGACGCAGUACACAUCACGGAAGAGAAUAUACGCGUCACCGUCAAAAGAAUGAAGAACUGGACAGCACCAGGAGUCGAUGGUAUCCACAACUACUGGUGGAAGGCACUGAAAUCAACCCACCGAGUUUUAUCGCGGCUUAUCCAGGGGGCACUCGAACAACCACAGAGCGUUCCUGAGUACCUCACACAAGGCAUCACCUACAAGAUCCCCAAGAAAGGAGAUCUUAAGAAGCCGGAAAACUACCGACCCAUAACGAGCCUGUCAUCGAUCUACAAGAUCAUAACGUACAUCAUAUCCCAUCAGAUUGACACUCACCUAAAGAGAAACAACAUUAUGGCAUGGGAGCAGAACGGAUGCAAGAACAAAAGUAAAGGAAGCAAAGAACUUCUGAUAAUCGAUAAGACGAUCACCAGACAGGCAAAAAUACGGAAAAAAAAAAACAUCUCAAUGGCCUGGAUCGAUUACCAGAAAGCAUACGAUUCUGUUCCCCACUCGUGGCUGUUGAAGGUCCUAGAGAUAUACAAGGUAAAUAAACGGAUCAUCCACCUUCUCCGGUUCCUCAUGUCCACCUGGAGAACAACGAUAACGAUCUCUGGGCAAUCAACACCUGGCCACACCGUAAAAAUAAGACGUGGCAUCUUCCAGGGAGAUGGUUUCAGCCCUAGAUGGUUCUGCCUGGCCCUUAAUAUCCUCAGCAAGGUCCUCAAUAGAUCCGCAUAUGGCUACUCCAUGAACGAAUCAGUGAAACUAAGUCACCUCUUUUACAUGGAUGAUAUCAAACUUUAUGCCAGAGGAAGGAUACAGCUCGAGGGAGAAAUAGAACUGGUCCGAAGGUUCAGUGAGGACAUAGGAAUGUCAUUUGGACUGGAAAAAUGCGCCGUGGUUGAGGUGAAACGGGGAAAGAUGGUGGCGGAGGGUAAUAUAAGAUUGGCUGACGGAAGGGAGAUAGCGGAGUUGGCAAUGGAGGAAAGGUAUAAAUAUUUGGGCAUUCAACAGACAUAUGAAAUCAAACAAACUGAAAACAAGCAGAAUGUCAAAACGGAGCUGAUGACAAGAGUCCGUAAGAUCCUAAAAACACAGCUCUCAGCAAAAAUAAAAUCGAGGCAAUAA
Coccinella septempunctata (seven-spotted ladybird) is the source of this 2283-nucleotide messenger RNA. RefSeq lists its product as uncharacterized. Lineage: Eukaryota; Metazoa; Arthropoda; Insecta; Coleoptera; Coccinellidae. The transcript has a single exon. Bases 1 to 2283 code for a protein of 760 amino acids. The record is from RefSeq and is a predicted model, not a curated record.